AUGAUGCAGCUGAAGAGCGGGGAUGCAGCGGCGUAUUACCACAGCGCACAAUACUGCACAAACUACACUUCACCCUCCCUCAGCUACGCCAACAGCAGCCAUUAUCUAACCCGAUUACCAGGCCCAAACAACAUGUUGAAGCCUCCACUGAGUCUCUUCAGCCAUCCCCAGCAGCCUUUCCAACACAUGGACUCUCUGCACCAGCUGGGACCUCCACCAAUGGCACCUACGCAGCCUCUCGGCCCUCCACCCAUCGCCCCUGCUCAGGCAAUUGGACCUCCGACUAUGGCUCCUCCCCAGAAUCUAGGGCAUCCUCCCAUAAGUUCUACUCACACGUUGAGGCCUCCCCACAUCACCCCACCACACAGAUUAGGCCCCCCUCCAAUGGCGCCAACUCAGUCUCUGGGUCCCCCACCAAUGCCGCACACCCUGGGGCCCCCGCCUGUUGAUCACACACAAGCAAUAGUGCCUCCAAACAUGGACCUCACACAGCCAUUGGGGCCUCCACCUCUGGCCCCUGCACAAACACUGGUGCACCCACCAGUAGUGGCGCCCAGAUUCCCCCUCCCUCCCAGUCCUCUGUCAUCCCCUCCUGCUCCAGGCUCAGACCCUUCACAGUUGCUACCACCACAUCCUCCGGGACCAACCCUCAUCCAGUCUCCAGUGUCCGGCCUCAUCCCCCUUCAACAUCCAGUUCAGGCAGCUCCAGCCAGUGAGCAGCUGCAAGACGAGGGCUCUCCACUGGGUAUGGAGGAGCAGGAGGACUCUCUGGGGCUGGAGGAACUGUGCAAACCACUGUACUGUAAACUCUGCAAUGUUACCCUCAACUCUGCUCAGCAAGCACAGGCUCACUACCAGGGGAAGAACCACAGUAAAAAGCUGAGAAACUUCUACGCUGGCAGUCAACAGCCACCGGCCAUUCGGAUCCCAGAAACCCUCGAUGCGUCUGGACAGAGCGCCCUCAACUCAGGAUCCAACGACAGUGACGCAGGCAGGCAGGCGCUGUAUAAGGGGGCAACCCGGGUCAUUUUAGCCACAGAGAACGACUAUUGUAAGCUGUGUGACGCCUCCUUCAGUUCACCGGCAGUUGCACAGGCCCAUUACCAGGGCAAGAACCACGCCAAAAAACUGAGACUCGCUGAGGCCCAACAGAACGCCAGCAGCAUCGAAGGUAACAACGAAGCGGCCCCUAGAAGAAACAGGAAAGACGGCAGUGAGUACAAACUGGUGAAAAACCGUCGCAGCCCACAGCUACCUGCCUCCAUGUCAGGGCCGUAUUACAACCCCAGACCAAGGCAGCGCAUCCCCAGGGAUUUGGCCAUGUGCGUGACUCCCAGUGGACAGUUCUACUGCUCCAUGUGCAACUGUGGAGCCGAGCAGGAGACGGACUUCAGGCAGCACCUGGAGAGCAAGCAGCACAAAGCUAAAGUGUCGGAGUUAAGGUACCGCCACGAGAUGGAGAACCUCGGCUACAGCUAGUGGAAACAGAGAAGCUGCUGGUGGCAAAUGUGUUUAAUAUUACAUGAAGGUGUUACUCAAAACAGCCUCAAGAUUUUACUGUAGCUCAAAAUUUGAGCUUGUUUUGUGGUGAGGACAAAAGGCUCAAGAAUACAAUUCAGAGAGAAAUCAAGACGUGAAAAACUAGAGAGAAACCGUUGAAAAAGACGGAGAGUGCAGGUUAUUUCUGGUACAGGCCCUGCAGCAGAGACCACUUUAGUGACCACUGGGCUCAAAAAGUGCAAAUUCAACAUCUUUAUAAAUGAAUAGAGGCAAUAAAAACCUAAAACACAUAAUAAAAAAACAAAAGCACAAUGAAUAAUAUCAUCGGGUAGAAGCAGAGGCCGUUCACAUGUAGCAUGUCUUUUGUGUGUGUGUGGACAAAAAUGUGACCGCAUCUGCCGUGAAGUGCCUGUUUUCUGCGCACGCACAAACCUACGGCCGCCUUUGUUAAUCACGUGACAGGAAUGAACCCAUCGGCUCCUCAGGAUGACUGGGAUGUAAAGAGUUUUUUUUACGGCAGACGCUCCAUCUUUGGAUACUCAGGCCAACCAUUCUAAGAAGUAGGUCAAACUGAUGCGGCUUCUGAAUCAGUGAGUGAAUUUCUCUGCCAUUUAUUUGGCUUUUGAAGAAUGAGGCGCGUCCAUUAUACUUAGUUUUUAUUUCAGUUUUUUCUUACAGUAGUCGAAUGGGUUGAUUAUUAUUCACCGAGGCUGCAGAAACCAGGUGUUCCAAGCAUUUCAGAUGCGACAUGUGAACGGCCGCAUAUGUUUAUGCUUUAGUCGACCGCUUUUCAGGAAAAAGACAUUGGUUAGCCUUGUUUGUGCCUUUAGGAUGAAUAAGGCUUGGUAGUUAACCAUGGCUAAUCAUUUAGCAUUGGUAGAAAGUAUUGAUUGGAUUUUCUAUAUUCUUUAAAUCUUGUGUAAAUAUCCUCAAAUGUCAGUAUAGAUAUAAAUAUAGUUAUGAUAUCAACAAUUACUGCUGCCUCUUUUGGUUAAUGUUAGCUCAGUAUAUAUUGUAAACACUCAUUUAUUAUUAUCUAUUUAAUACUUAUCAGGACCUCUUGUACAAAGUGUGCACUGAUUGAAUGUGGGCCCACUAUGUUUGUGUCCAUACACCACGUUUGUUUAUUGAUAAUGUAUAUCUGGUACUAUCUGGUUCGUCUUUAGUUAAAAAGCUGCUGGUGUCAAGUGUUUCAGACAAAAUAUAAGUUGAACGGUGCUGUGAUGUGGGAAUGUCCAAACAUGUUCAACACUCUCACAAAACACACACACUCUAAUCCAUUUGCAAAUGAAGCUUGUGUUGUGUUUCUGUUUAAGACAAAUUGAAUUGUCCCAAUCAGUCUCUGAAUCCCAGAGGAGACAUCACCAGGUUUAACUGAAGUGUGAAACGACUGCAGUGGAGUUUUGUCUAAAUUCACACACUUCUGUUUUUUUGUUUUUUGAACAAAACCAGGAGAACCAGGUCCACCUGUUUUUCAGUGUUUGACUCAUCCUGAAAAGAACCGUUAUGUAAUUUGCAUACAUUUUGAAUCCGUUGUGUCUGUUUAUCUGAUUUUCUGUCACGAUUGCAUCCAAAGACGACUAUUGGCAUGUUUCCAUUGAGUGGGUUUGAGUGCGUUUCCAUUAGAAAGAGUACCAAAAUAACUAGAGAUGCACCGAAAAUUCAGUUAAAAAUACUUGGG
Solea senegalensis (Senegalese sole) is the source of this 3181-nucleotide messenger RNA. RefSeq names its product zinc finger, matrin-type 3 (gene zmat3). The record is from RefSeq and is a predicted model, not a curated record. The transcript has 6 exons. Bases 1 to 1479 code for a protein of 492 amino acids. Lineage: Eukaryota; Metazoa; Chordata; Actinopteri; Pleuronectiformes; Soleidae. Gene Ontology annotation, molecular function: nucleic acid binding; zinc ion binding.